AUGCUUAGAUUCUCAUUUUCAAUGCCCAUUCCGUUUUUCAAGGUCAAUGUCCGUCAGCAAGGGGAAGUCGGGCAAGCAACGUCUCGUAUCAAAGACUGUGUCCCACCGAUCUCUCUUCCAAUCCCUCACUGUCAUUCAACGUCGCCGUUGCAGGCAUACAUACGUGCCCACCAUCGUCUGCAACUGGGGAGUAUACAUCCCAACGCAACUGCUCUAUCGUACUACCACAUCUUCGUCUCUACACUGUUAAGGUCAUCAGCUUGUUCUGGAAUAUUCACUUGA
Molecule: messenger RNA, 282 nt
Organism: Laccaria bicolor S238N-H82
Lineage: Eukaryota; Fungi; Basidiomycota; Agaricomycetes; Agaricales; Hydnangiaceae
Exons: 3
Coding region: 1-282 (93 amino acids)
Source: RefSeq, a predicted model, not a curated record